AAGUCACUUAAAUAUUGAAUAAACAAGAAAACCAUCCUCGAUCACUUUGCAAUUAAACGGUUGGUGAUUUUAGGGUAGAUGACACAUAUCUAUUGUAUGUAAAAUGUAGAAACGUUAAAUAUGCAUUCCCUUUAAUAAUGGCGACUGAAAGGAAAGUUAGAAAAUUUUGUAGUGUUUGUGAAAAGGAAAAUCUGGUGGCAUGGAAAUGUUUAAACUGUUUGGAAUUACAAUGUAGUGAUUGUAAAAACGUUCACGAGAAAUUUUCGAUAAGUAAGAAUCAUAUUCUUAUACCUCUGGAUAAACUAAGUCCUUCUAUGAUGGAGGAGCAAAAACUUAAAAUUACGUCUGCUAUCAACAAUCAGGAACAAUGUGACUUAUUUUGCAUCAACUGUAACAUUAGAAUCAAAACGGCAGAUUCCAUUAUGGAACAUCUCACACAUAAUUUGGACAGUUUUGAAUCAUUCAAUAAGACUCUUCGAACAAAUAUCGACUCUCUGAUAUCGAAAAUCACAUUAGAAGUUGGAUCUUCGAAAUCUUACGAUGACAAAAAACAAAUGGUAGAGGAGAAAAGAGAAAUGAAAAGAGAAAUUCAAAAGAGGUAUGAGGAAAUAAUAUUAAGUUGCAAAGCUAAUAUGAAAUCCCUACACAAUGAUGUGGAUAAGUUUUACAAAGAAAGAGAAAAACAUAUUAAAGAAGCUAAGAAGAGAGUUGGGAAAGAAAGUACAAAGCUUGUCAAGGCCAGAGACAAACUCGGCAUGUUGCAACAUAAAGCGGAACUUCCACAAUUACAAACUACAUUUAUAACCACAAAACAGCAACUGGAUAAAUACGUAUCAACUUUACCCGUCGAUGAACAAAUAGUAUUUCAAACUGGGGAUCAAACAGCUGACGACAUUUCACGAGAUAUAGGAUCUCUCCACUACUCUAUUGCAGCUUCUGGAAAAUCAGGGAAAAGUUUUCAGUUGGAACUAAUAGAUAAAUCAGGACCAACUAAACUACAGACCGUCUCCGUUAUAACACCUUGUGGUGAGGUCGAUGUCUGCAUUGGGGGCGUCAAACACAAAACGAUUCAACUGGUCAACCUUACUAGACCAUCAACUCCACUCAACGAAUUUACUGUGACAUUUUAUGAUUUUACAUCUUCAGCGGAUGGCAGCUUGUUGUAUAUUACAGAUUUCAAAAACAAAUGCUUGCAAGCUGUGACAAAACUUGGAGAUUUGAAAAAUAUUAAAACUUUCUCCCCGCUUUUGCCAACUUGUGUUCACGUUACAUCUAAUCAUGAAAUAUACGUCGGAAUAGUAGAAUCUGACAGUCAAAACCUCGACGCAGAUAGCAAAAGAGCAAUACUGAAAUUGACACCACAAGGAAUUUUCAAGUCUGAGUUUGAGUUUGAUUUGAGAGGCACUCGAUUAUUUACUGUGCCAUAUCGUUGCCAUGUGAACGAAACAAACAAGUCCAUUGUUGUAAUUGACAAAUACGAUCCAUCCACAGGACGAGUAAUCGCAUUUGACGAAACCGGAGAAGUAAAAUUCAGAUAUUCUGGAUUCACAGCUAGUUCCAAAUUUAAGCCGUUUAGACCAACGAAUGUCAGCUGUACACAAAUGGGUGAAACAAUUAUUUGUGAUAUCGACAAUCACUCUUUGCAUAUCAUUGACAAACACGGAUUCUUUAUCCAAAAUUUGUCGACUCUUGAAGUGGGUAUACUGCACCCGCAUAGCAUGGCUAUAGAUUCAUAUGACCGUUUGUGGAUUGGCACAGGCCACCCUCCGACUGAUGCUAAACAAAAAGGUCAAAUAUACAUCACUAGAUUAACAAAGAAAUAACUUCUAACGUUUUGCCGCAUGAGGAUGAUUACUAAGUCUCUCGUAGGGAUUGUUUAGAUAAAUCAGAUACAGAAAAGUAGUCUAUGUUUCUCCUGGAACAAACACGUUUUGCAGAAACGAUAACAGUUUUGAUUAUGUUAAAAUCAACUGCCUAUUCAUUUACAACAUGAAAGUCAAACACAACCGACUAUUUAAAAAGUAUAUGCACUAAUUAUAAGAGAUUUUAUUUUAUACAUUCAUGUGUCUUUAAAACUUCAAAAUAGUUUUUAUCUACUGUAACUAUUGUGACAUUAUGUUUGCUACUACAUGUAUAAAUGAAAAAAAUAACGAUGAUAAGUGAAGGUAAAUCGCACAAAUAUGAUAUUUUCACAAUAAUAAAAAGUGAAUGUUUCACAAUCUUUUUCAAAUUA
Mytilus californianus (California mussel) is the source of this 2233-nucleotide messenger RNA. RefSeq lists its product as uncharacterized. The transcript has a single exon. Bases 138 to 1823 code for a protein of 561 amino acids. NCBI's taxonomy places the organism in Eukaryota, Metazoa, Mollusca, Bivalvia, Mytilida, Mytilidae. The record is from RefSeq and is a predicted model, not a curated record.